Colossoma macropomum (tambaqui) is the source of this 1913-nucleotide messenger RNA. It is a transcript of the gene ltb4r2b, whose product is annotated as leukotriene B4 receptor 2b. The transcript has 6 exons. Lineage: Eukaryota; Metazoa; Chordata; Actinopteri; Characiformes; Serrasalmidae. The record is from RefSeq and is a predicted model, not a curated record. Gene Ontology annotation, cellular component: plasma membrane. Gene Ontology annotation, molecular function: complement receptor activity; leukotriene receptor activity. Bases 555 to 1589 code for a protein of 344 amino acids. Gene Ontology annotation, biological process: inflammatory response; positive regulation of cytosolic calcium ion concentration; phospholipase C-activating G protein-coupled receptor signaling pathway.
GGAGGAGGAAAAAACGCUGACGCAUUUCACUCUCUCUUGCUCACUCUCCCUCUCUCUCGGCAAGCCGCAGCCUGUGUAAAGUCAAGAUUUUCCCUUUAUAAGAAGCGGGCAAAGUUGGACAUGCACUAUGCUGAAACCAAGGGGAACAGAACAGACUGACAGAGAGAACACCAGUUUAUUUAUAGGAGGGAGAGAGAGAGAGAGAGAGAAAGAGAGAGAGAGAGAGGGAGAGAAUGGCAACCUGAUUUACUAAGAUACAGUGAUCUCUUAGGCAAAGCCACAGUUGGGAGAAACUGAUAGAGGGAGAAACAGAAGACAGAGUGUGCAAAGACAGAGGAAGAGAGAGAGAAGGAGAAAAAGAAAAAGAUCCUACACUGUCUGGCUGUGGCCUUUUGAAUUUACCUGGUUUAAUUUCCUUCACAUUUCCUUCAGAAGGCCAUCUGGAUCACAGUGCCUUAAGCAGUAACACUGACGUGGUAGUGGUGUGUUAGUGUGUGUUGUGCUGAUACGAGUGGAUCAGACACAGCAGUGCUGCUGGAGUGGCUUUCCCAAUAAUGUCAGGAAAUGCCACCGGCUCUGAUAACUCUGGGAACCUCCAGAGCAUCUCCUUCAUCAUCGGCACCUUCAUCCUGGUCAUCGUCUUCCUCCUGGGAGUCCCGGGGAACCUCUUCAUCAUCUGGAGCAUCCUGGCCCGCGCCCGUAAGCGCUCGGUCACCACCCUGCUGAUCCUGAACCUGGCCUGCGCUGAUGGCACCAUCAUGUGCCUCAACGUGUUCUUCUUGGUCUACCUGGCCCAGCAGUCGUGGGUGUUCGGCCAAGUGAUGUGCAAGCUGCUCUUCUACCUUUGCAACACCAACAUGUACGCCUCCAUCAUGCUGAUCAUGCUGAUGAGCCUGAACAGGUUGGUGGCCGUGCGGUGGCCUCACCGCGUCCACUCCCUCACCCGCCGGAGGAUCGUCCUGGCCGUCCUUGCGGCAAUGUGGCUGCUGGUCUUCAUUCUGGCUCUGCCGGCUUUAAUCUUCAGGAGUGAACAAAAUAACAUUACACAGCGCUUGGUCUGUGAUUACAACCAUGCGGUUUCCGAAUAUGUGGUGUUCCACUUUACCACCGAGACGGUGAUGAGCUUCCUGCUUCCGUAUGGAGUAAUUCUGGGCAGCUACAUCUGUAUCCUCCGACGCCUCAGACAGACCAAGUUCAGGAGGAGAGUCCGCAGUGAGAAACUGAUCCUGGCCAUCGUGGUCACCUUCGCUGUGUUCUGGCUGCCCUACCACGUUGUUAACGUUAUACAGGUGGUGGCUGCGUGUGCACCAAAGGAGUCUGAGCUCAAGAACACGCUGGAAAAAAUUUCCAAGUCCAUCCGUCCGGUGACCUCUGCCUUCGCCUUCAUCAGCAGCAGUGCUAACCCUGUGCUCUACACGUUCGCUGGACGUUCCUACAUCAAAGCUGACGGCCUGGCUUUUAUGGCUCGGCUCUUUGAGGGCACAGCUUUGGACUCUAAUGGCAGGAAGACUGAGCGCGGAGGUCGAGAGCGAAUGGCUCUGGGGCUGAAAAACUCAGAUACUUCAAACAGUGCUGUAAUCAAAACAUAAAGAACAGCACAGGGACAGCGUUGGGGUCACUGGAAAGCGCGCAUCCAAAAUAUCGACUGCAGGACCAAGGCAGCAUGCAAAGGGUAAAUAAAAUCCACAUUGUUGGGCGCUCACCAAAAUAUAGCCUAACAUUAUAUAUGUUAGGAUCCUAUAGGAACUUUCUCUAUGAGAAAAAUGAACGGUCAAAAAUGGUCAAAAAAUCACUGCCCUGUGGUUAACAACACUGCACUCUCAGAAAUAAAGGUACUACACUGUCUCUGGGUCAGUGCUCCUCUUGUCACUGGGGUGAAACCUUCAAGGGUUCAUCUCAGUACCUUUAGCAUC